AUGGCUACAUUCGACUUCCAGGGCAUCGCGACGCAGUUCGUGGAACACUACUACACGACUUUCGACACCGACCGGUCGAAGCUGGUGCACCUCUACAGGGAAAAUUCGAUGCUCACAUUUGAGGGCACUCAACAGCUUGGCGCUGUCAAUGUCGGCGAGAAGCUUGUGAACCUCCCGUUCCGGAAGGUCAAGCAUCAGUACGGCGCGCCCGAUGCGCAGCCGACUGCCGCUGGUGGCAUUAUCAUCCUGGUGACCGGCCAGCUUGUGGUCGAUGAUGAGCAGCGCCCUCUUCCCUACUCGCAGGCUUUCCACCUGUGCCAGGACCCCACUGGCCAGUGGUUCGUUUUCAACGACAUCUUCAAGCUUGUCCUUGGUUAA
This is a messenger RNA of Parathielavia appendiculata, 378 nucleotides long. Its product is annotated as nuclear transport factor 2. Gene Ontology annotation, biological process: protein import into nucleus. NCBI's taxonomy places the organism in Eukaryota, Fungi, Ascomycota, Sordariomycetes, Sordariales, Chaetomiaceae. The transcript has 6 exons. Gene Ontology annotation, cellular component: nuclear pore central transport channel. The coding region runs from base 1 to 378 and encodes 125 amino acids. Gene Ontology annotation, molecular function: nuclear import signal receptor activity. The record is from RefSeq and is a predicted model, not a curated record.